CAACAUGCCACAUUGGCUUCAGAACCGCCAGCAGCUACUGUUUAACAUACAGAGCGUUUGAUUCUGUUGAAUCUGUUCUCCUCUACCUUUCCUGUCUGGAAAAGUACCAGGAUGUGGUUUUGAAUCAGAAUUGAAUUGAAUAUAUGAAACUUUGUUAGAAUUGAAAUGAUAAACUCAGGAAAAAAAGAAACGUCCCUUUUUCAGGACCCUGUCUUACAAAGAUAAUUAGUAAAAAUCCAAAUAACUUCACAGAUCUUCACUGUAAAGGGUUUAAACACUGUUUCCUGUUUCUUCACUGAAGAGUCGCGGUUUUGUCUCACCAGGGGUGAUGGUCAAAUGUGCGUUUAUCAUCGAAGGAAUGAGCGAUACACCGAGGCCUAUAGUCUGGAGCGGGAUCGAUUUUGGAGGUAGAGGGUCCGUCAUGGUCUGGGGCGGUGUGUCACAGCGUCAUCGGACUGAGCUUGUUGUCAUUGCAGGCAAUCUCAAGGCUGUGCAUUUUAGGGAAGACAUCCUCCUCCCUCAUGUGGUACCCUUCCUGCAGGCUCAUCCUGACAUGACCCUCCAGCAUGACAAUGCCACCAGCCAUACUGCUCGUUCUGUGCGUGAUUUCCUGCAAGACCGGAAUGUCAGUGUUGUGCCAUGGCCAGUGAAGAGCCCGGAUCUCAAUCCUGUUGAACACGUCUGGGACCUGUCGGAGGGUGAGGGCUAGGGCCAUUCCCCCCAGAAAUGUCCGGGAACUUGCAGGUGCCUUUGGUGGAAAAGUGGGUAAACAUCUCACAGCAAGAACUGGCAAAUCUGGUGCAGUCCAUGAGGAGGAGAUGCACUGCUGUACUUAAUGCAGCUGGUGGCCACACCAGAUAUUGACUGUUACUUUUGAUUUUGACCCCCCCCUCCUUUUGUUCAGGGACACAUUAUUCCAUUUAUGUUAGUCACAUGUCUGUGGGACUUGUUCAGUUUGUCUCAGUUGUUGAAUCUUGUUAUGUUCAUACAAAUAUUUACACAUGUUAAAUUUGCUGAAAAUAAACGCAGUUGAGAGUGAGAGGACUUUUCUUUUUUUGAGUUUAGUUUGUAAACUUGAUACACAGACAAUGAAUGCAAUAUCUACCAUAUUAAAACUGAAUAUAUUCAUGUUGAAAUUUGAGUUUUAAAACUAAAUGCAAUGUUAAUUCAAUUCAGUUUCUAGUCCUGAACUACAAGUUCAAUGAUUCAGUUUGUGCAUGACAAAUUCAAAAAGGUUUAAAUUCAAAAUCCUGCUGCUGUCUUUUGAGAAGCGUAUGUAGAUCGAAACUCGAGGGAAAAUCCUGACUCUGUGUUUGCAGUAAUUAAGCUGUCAAGUGGUGGGAUUUAGGACGUAUUGAGUAAGAUCAGCUCUUAUCAUGCAGGCCUAGAAGGACGAGGAAGAAAUAUCUCAUCCACUUCUUUCUUCGCCUAAUGCCCACAGGCCUUAUUUAUGUAGUGAAUAGAUAGACUGUCUAUUAGACAUUCUCAAAUUAUUACCAUAAUGGAAGAUGGCUGAGGAUUUGAGGAUGUAUGAAAUAUAGUCCUUUUGACACUGUCCAAAACAUUUGUUUUUAUAGCAACAAAUGAAGAUGGAUACUAAAGGCUUGUUUUAGGCACGUUAUUAUUAUCCCUCUAACUUGCACAAAUUCCUUCUACAAGAGUCAAUCUAAUCAGCUCUGUCUGGAGAGUAGUAUUCAUUAAUUCCCUUUUGUUAAUGGCAAGGUCUUUCUCAAUCAUAGUUGACACCGUUGACAUCAGCCCAGGCUUGCGUGUUAGCCAAACUCAAUCUCACUAUCGGAUCUGGAUUUGGAUCUGCACUGAUUGGAAUAAUUCACCUAAAUGAAGUUAAAAUUACACCCUCAUUCCUUUCACUUAUUAUCAUCCCCCUCAAUUCCAUUGUAAUCAGAACAGGAUUUACCCAACUCACUUCAAACAGCCUCCAUUGUUUGGUUGACCUCUCUCCUUUUUAACACAGUUCAGUUGUGACUGCGGGAUCUUGCUUGUGUUCCAGUGGAUGAGAUGACUGUGGUGGUGACCUCCAGAGCUUCGAGAGUGACCCAGUGAUGGCUCGUCCUGCCCCUGCUCCCCUGUACACCUUGAGGGGGGCUGGAUCCCCCCUUAAUGCCUUGCACUUCGGCUGCUGUGAAGGGGACCCUCCCCUGCUCUUUUCUGGCUCAGGCCAGGGGUCAGUCCAUGUGUGGAACCUGACCACCAGAAGAGCUGAGAGGGUUCUAGAAGGUCAUUCUGGAGCCUCUGUCACCUGGCUCAACAUGCUCCACUCCAGAGACACUCUCAUCAGUCAGGGGCGCGACAUGCGUGUGUGCUUGUGGGACCUGGCAGAGGGGCGCGGUGAUGUCACGGACGCCCUGUGGACCGGCAGUGUGGGGUUCUGUCGCUGUUCCCUGCUAGAGACUGGCCCUGGGAGAUGGCUACUGGCCCACGCUGGAGAAGCCAUGGAGGAGGUGAAGAUCAUUGAGCUGCCCAGCAAGAGCCCAGUUUGCUCCCUGAUACCACAAGCCAAGCUGGGGAUGGUCAUGUGCAUCAAGCUAUGGCAGCCAGACUCAAGCCCUGGCCCUCUCCUCCUAGCUGGUUAUGAGGACGGCUCCCUGGCGCUGUGGGACGUAUCCCAGAGGUCCGUGCUGAGCCGUGCGGCCGCCCACCCUGAGCCCGUCAUGUGUCUGGACUUUGACUCCGCCGGGCAGAGGGGCAUCUCUGGCUCCUCCGAGAAGAGUCUCGCCUCCUGGAACUUUGACGGACAGCACAGACUCCAGCUCCAGGAACCCGUAGCCCUUGUGAAUCCUGGGAUCUCCCAGCUGUGCAUCCGGGGGGACCGGAAGAUCGUGGCAUCGGCCGGCUGGGACCAUCGUGUCCGUGUGUUUGGCUGGAAGAAGCUCCGGCCCCUGGCUGUCCUCCAGCACCACACAGACAUGGUGCUGAGCCUGGCCUUCUCAGACCACCAGGACCCCAGGAACAGGAUGCUGGCCGCGGGCUCCAAAGACCAGCGCAUCAGCCUCUGGUCCAUAUACAACCAGGGCAGCUCGGACACUGGGUGAGCCACUGGGCCCUGUUGGUAUGUUAUAGGGAGUCUUCUCGCCAGUGAUUAUACCAACUCUUUUACGCUCCUUUUACUAUCCCAGGACUAUAUCUGAAUGUACUGACUAGAGCUGGACUAUGUGAACUACUGGGUAGGAACUUCUGUCUCAGACUGUGAAGACAUUUCCGACAUAGCCAAGAUGGAUCAGGUCAGGAUGAGAUGUCUUUGUGCUUCCAAACAAAAGCUGUCAAGACGGCUGUUUAGUUCUGCUAACAAUUCACUGAGACUUAAUUUGAACACAUUAUUUUUGGUCAAAACCAACUGUUUUAUUGUGUUUGCUUAUCUGGUAGGAGAUUUGCCUGAGCGGACUUGAAUUUGAGGUAUAAGUCGCGCCUGAGUGACUGUGUAAUCCUGUGUUGUUGAUCUAGUUUAACAUUGCCCUCUGCUCUGACCUACACUGCAUCAGUCAAACAGGGUUAACCACAGAACUUGGACAGAAGAGACAAAGCUGUUUGUUAAGGAGGGCCACUGAAUAAUCUUCCCUCAACUAGAGAGGCUGUCAGUACGGAUUUGGACUUAAGAGGUUACUUGUAUUUUCAGUUUGGUCUUAAAUGUAUUUCUGUUUGUCAUUGUGAGUACAAUAUGUUGCCCCUGUGCAUUGUGGGAAAAAUGUGUCAAAUUCAAACUGUGAUUGGAUGCGUUUUAAGGUCCGCCAAAUGUAAAUAGUAUCUGCUGUGCUUUUCAACUUUUUUAUUUCCUGGUAAUAAAUAUGUUUUUCUGUACAUCCA
This is a messenger RNA of Oncorhynchus nerka (sockeye salmon), 3822 nucleotides long. Its product is annotated as guanine nucleotide binding protein (G protein), beta polypeptide 1-like. The transcript has 6 exons. The record is from RefSeq and is a predicted model, not a curated record. Gene Ontology annotation, molecular function: protein binding. NCBI's taxonomy places the organism in Eukaryota, Metazoa, Chordata, Actinopteri, Salmoniformes, Salmonidae. The coding region runs from base 2064 to 3053 and encodes 329 amino acids.